AUGGAUGAUAAGGAAGGAGCGAAGAUUCCCUUGAGGCUGCAUGUACUCAAAGAGAAGAAUCAAGUUGUAUUUGCUGAAGCAAACAGUGAUUUUGUUGAUACUCUGUUCAGCUACUUGACACUUCCCAUGGGAAAAAUCGUUCGAAUUUUGAAAACUAAAUGUGAUUUACAGGCGGGGGAUAUUGGAUGCUUCGGAAAUCUGUAUCAAAGUGUCGAAAAUCUUGAUGCAAGUCAUCUUUUGUCUGAGGAGUGCAAACAGAUGCUCCUUAAUCCAGUAAAUGUAGCAGGAGUGUUGUGUCGACGACUAAAAUUAAACAUUGAUGAUACCAGUCCUGCUAAUUAUCGUGUUUGUCACUAUUUGCACUGUGCUAAACCUGAACUUUCACUCAACAGCAUAGCAGCAGCAAAAUGCAACUGUGGACGAGAAAUGAGAGAACCUAUGAAACAACCGGGUCAAAUCCUGAGUCUUUUUCGAAAAUCGGGUCAAGUCCCGAAUUCCGAAUCCGAAAAUAAGCCGAAAUAA
This is a messenger RNA of Daucus carota subsp. sativus, 522 nucleotides long. RefSeq lists its product as uncharacterized. The transcript has a single exon. Lineage: Eukaryota; Viridiplantae; Streptophyta; Magnoliopsida; Apiales; Apiaceae. The record is from RefSeq and is a predicted model, not a curated record. Bases 1 to 522 code for a protein of 173 amino acids.